Molecule: messenger RNA, 4580 nt
Organism: Centruroides sculpturatus (bark scorpion)
Lineage: Eukaryota; Metazoa; Arthropoda; Arachnida; Scorpiones; Buthidae
Product: patched domain-containing protein 3-like
Exons: 3
Coding region: 13-2643 (876 amino acids)
Cellular component (GO): membrane
Source: RefSeq, a predicted model, not a curated record
CAGAUAUCGAGUAUGUUUAUUGGAAUUGCUUAUCGAUUUCUAACCAAACUAUUCCAUAAACACGGGAUAAAUGUCUCAAGACACACGUCAUGGUACAUAGUUGUGCCUAUCUUCAUGACAUUGUUAUCAGCCACAGGAUUACAAAAGUUUUCUCAUGAUCUGAACGAAGACUCUCUAGUUCCAUCCGGAGGGAUUGUCGACAAGUACAAAUCGUUUCUGAUGAGAUUAUUUUCCGUAGAUCUCGCAUCAAAUUUCUAUCCCGGGAGAUUAUUGCACACCAUUCAUUACGGAACUGUUAUUGUCGAAGCGACGGACGGAGGCUCGGUUCUACGAGAGUUCGUCUUUCGUGAAAUUGUCACUUUGGAUCGGGAAAUUCAAAAUUUUUUUGUUGACGAAGACGACGGGUGGAACUACAAAGACAUUUGCGCUAGAAACAAUGGAAAGUGUUACGAAAAUAAAAUUCUUCGUAUAGACAAUAAACUGAAAGUGUUGCAAAACGGAACUUUUCGAUUGAAAUAUCCAAUUGGCGACACGAGCAGAAAUUACGACGUUUUAACUUUGGGUGGCGUGGAAGUGAACGAAGAAGGAUAUAUAAUAUCUGCCAAGGCUGUUAAAUUGUUCUAUUUUCUAGACGAUUCGAAUAAAUGGGCAGAAGAAAGAGCCAUAAAAUGGGAAAAUCAAUUCAUAAACAUCUUAAAUAAGGUGAACUUUUCUUAUAUCAAAAUAAGUAAAGACGUGUUGCUUUCUAGAGAUGAAUCUAAAAAACAACUGUUUCCUGUUACCUUAAAAUAUAUUCCAAGUUCUGUUAUUUUGAUGCUUACGUUUACCGUUGUCAGCUGUUUAUGGCCAGAUUUCCUUCGAAGUAAACCGUGGACCGGAAUCAUGUCUUCGAUAGCCACUGGUAUGAGUCUAGUUUCGGGAUUCGGUUUAUUACAGUAUGCAGGAAUAGGUGUGUCUCCGGUGGAUGCAAUGGUUCCAUUUCUGGUUUUAGGUAUUGGUAUGGACGAUACAUUUGUUAUGUUAUCGGCGUGGAUGAAAACCGACCCGAAGAAAUCUGUGGAAGAAAGAAUGGCCGAAACAUUCACCGAGUCGGGCGUUUCUAUCACAAUCACUUCUCUGACUAAUGUUGCAUCGUUUCUAGUAGGAAUAUUCAUUGCCAAUAUCCCUGUAUAUAAAGAACUUUUCGUGUUUAUGGCAACGUGUUUGAUCUUCGACUAUAUUUAUCAAAUUACAUUCGUUGCAGCGAUUUUGGUUCUAUGUGGAAGAGCGGAAGAACGUCAAUUGCAUUCCUUGGUAUUCGUAAAAUUUCCAGAAAAUAAAAAUAUUGCUGAAAAAAUCUUCUGUUUCGUGCGUCCUGAAGAUUCGAAGCAGAAAAAAGAUAAUCGCAGAGUUAGAUUUACUGAACUUCUAAAGAAUUUCAACGAGCUGAUGAGGAAGAAAGUGACGGGAUUAUUUAUUAUAUUAUUAUAUUUUACUUAUUUAGGAAUUUCGAUAUGGGGAUUGACAAAAUUUUCUUAUGAACAAGAAUUAGAAACGAAUUUUGUUCACGGUACUUAUCGACAUAAUUAUCACAAAACGAAUGAAAAGUAUUAUAAUCAAUACAAGUACAGAUUGCAGCUGUUCAUCACGCAGGAACUCGAUUAUUCAAAUCGCACAAUCCAACAAAAUAUUGAAAAUAUGCUACAAACUGUCGAAUCGAAUCCUCUGAUCGCUGGAUCAUUGACCGAAUCCUGGCUAAGAAGUUAUUUACAGUUUAUUUCACAGAUUAAAUUUUAUUUCUUCUUAACCGGAUAUAACGUGACAAAUUCGGAAGAUUUCCUUUUCGUUUUGCAUAAAUUAUUCUUACGCUUUCCAGAAGCGAAAAGAUUCAGACAAGACAUCGUUUUCGAUGAUUCCUUCACCAAAUUCAUUUCUUCUCGUUUCUUACUUCAAACGAACGUUACAAGCAACGGAAGUUAUUUCUACAAUCAGUUUAAACACCUUCAAGAAACGUUGAAUUCUUUCCCAUUCACCACUGUCGUAUAUCAUCCGUUGUUUUACUAUUUCGAUAUUAUUGACGCCAUACCUAAGAUAACAAUUCAGACUUUAUGUAUUGUGUCGAUCGCCGUUUCUAUUAUAUCUGCCGUAUUGUUACCAAACGUCAUUUGCAUCGUGUGUGUAUUUUUCAGCAUAAUGUCGGUAGGUGUGGGUGUUUUGGGCUUCCUGUUCCUUUUUAAUCUCAGUUUUAAUGUGAGCUCCUUUUCUGUAAUAAUUAUUGUUAUUGGAUAUUCUGUGGAUUACGCGGCACACGUUUCCUGCGCGUAUAUAUCGGCGAAAUCGAAUAGUCCGGACAGACGAUUGCAGAAUGCAAUAAAUUUGACGGCAUUUCCCAUUAUACAAGGAAGCGUCACUACCAUUCUUGCCAUUGUAACAGUUCUAAACGUUUCGGAUAAAGGUCCAUUGUUAGCGACAAAAGUGAUUAUUUUAGCCUGCGUAAUCGCUGGAAUUCACGGACUUACAUUUGUUCCAAUAAUUAUUUCGUUGAUCGACAGGGUUUUUCAAAAAUGUCUCUAUUUUAUAUUCAAGUGGAAAUGUUCAAAUUCCUUCAGUCCUAAUCAUACACAAAGUGUACACUCAAUUCAGACGAAUAAACAGAAGACUUAAUAAUUAUAUUAUUGAUUAUAGUUAUAAGAUUUGUAAUAUGUUUCACGUUUAACAGUUGCAUUAAAUUUACUAUUAUUAUUGUUUGAAUAUAUUUGUGUGGAUUUCACAUAAAAUGUGUUAUACCGAUUUUUAUCGUGUAAAAGGUAUUUUAUUUAUGGUUUUCUAUCACCCGAGCAAAUUUCAUAAUUUUCUAUUUUACUCAAUAUAACUUUUUAUAUAUACUUAUUUUCUGUCUUCACGUAUUAUAAUAUCACAAUCGGAUCAUAACACAAAAUCGGAAAUUUUGUGUUAUAUUCAGUAUUUAUGGAAAUUGGUUCCCACUGUGCUUAAAUCGGAUUUAGGCCAAGGACACGCGUGUAAAAUUGUGUGGCAGAAAACUGAAUCAGAAAUCAGCAUUCGGUUCAGUUUCUGUUUUACGCUUUUAUGCCAAAACACACAUCCACAUGUAAAAAUUCUGGCCGAACAGGAAAUGUCACUGGACCUGCCUGUUAUUUGAAAUUUAGCACCUAUGGCCGUUUGUAAACUUUGUUUAAAUACGGUGUCUUUAUACGUGAUACUUUUUUUGUCAUAAAGGCACUGAUGUGGCCCAACGGAUUCAAUAAAUGUUUCUAUUUCAUUUAUUUUUCGUUUCUUCGAGACCGUCACAAUUGAAGGGAUAACCGUAGAAGACUCGACUGUGUAUCCGCAUACAUAAUUUACAUAUUUUGAUAUUGUUUAUAUAUUAACGUAUGAUUAAUUAUAUGUACUGUAUCUAUAAGUUUCUUUAUUACUAAAAUUAUUUCAUUGGUGUACAUUAAUGAAAUAAUUUUCAAGGUUUCAUUCAUUCUAUUGACCUAUUAAAUACUUGUCUCUCUAUCUAUUGACGUACUAAAUACAAGUAUUUAUAAAUAUCUUAUAAAUAAGUAUUUAUAAAUAUCUUAAUAAACAUUGUAAAUAUCUUAAUAUUAUUUUCACGUGUCAAUUUCUUAACAUAUUGUAGCCGGAAAGUAAUAAAAUAAACCAACUGAAAUGAAAGAAAGAAAAACUGAAUUAAAGUUACGUGUUAUAAGUGCGUUGAUUUAUGACGAAACAAUAAUGUUUUUACCAAAUAUAAAACCGAGAAACUCACUUAGAUCGGUUUUCCUUUUUUAUUUUGCAUGAUUUUUCUUUUCAGUUUGUAUCACGAAAUGUUAAAAGUUUAACGUGUAACACUACAACUUACUGUAUUUUAUCACACAGAAAAUGCCAAAAUGCGAGAAACAAGAAUCCGUAAUUGACCAUAAAAAAGUGAACCCUUAGUAACCUGAUUGACGAAAUAAACCAGAUAGAUAAACACACUUGUAGAUAACCGUUAUUCUCUUUUAGUAUGUCACUCCCUAUCGUCGUUUGAUAAGGAAUAAUUGUUACGAACUUCGAAAACGGGUUUUUUCAGUAAAAUAUUUAUUAAUAUUUGCAAAAGUUUUUUACUGCUGAUUUGACGAUUAAGCAGAUCUAAAUGUAGUGAUUUAUUUGUUUUUAUAAUUAUGCAUAAAUUCAGAUUAUUUUUAACACCGGUAAUCCUAGAGAUAAUUGCCGAUGUCUGAUCGUUAAAAUAUCUUUCUUCUUGGCACACUUUUCUUCCCUCGUAAGUAUUCUCUGACUAUUUUGUUUUUAAAAUCCUCAACCUUCAGAAGAGAAUAAAUUAAUUUUUGUUAUAUAAUUUAAGUUAAAUAUAAUGUAUAUAAAUUGAAAAGAAACUACUCUGGUAUAUCUAGGAGUAUAAGAAGCUUCGUUAUUAGUCGUAAGUAAUACUGUUUUGUAAUUAAACUACACUGGUGCUUAAUGUGUUAGACUUUAUGUGAAUCGUAAUUUAAACAGCAAAUAUUUAUUCAUAUUUAUAAAUUGGAGGGGUUUAAAUUAUACAGACUUUAACUUCGAUAUUAUUUUAUUACUUUAUUAUUAUUUAUGUUAAAUGCAUA